UUCAAAACACACGUGAAGCAGACGACAGCCCCGACAGCCACUAGAACUCGGGUUCCGAAACUUAACAAAAAAACUUUGCAGAAAUGUGGGUGCAGACAAUAGACCCCUUUAUAUCUAUCUCCGCUCAAAGAACGAGGUAGGUAGCACAUUUUGACGACUAGACCUUGUUAAGGAAUAUUUCAUGACUCGUUUUUGUAAGUUUUCUACCAAUAAGAAAAAUAAAGUGUUGCAAACCUGGUGUUCGUUGCCUAGCAACCAGAAGCGCUUAAAAUCAAAACACAGGUGUUCACUGGUUUAUUGUCAUUAUAUGGAAAGAAUGCCAUAGGAGGAGGGAAUCCGCAGCACGUGCCAGUUCGGCAUUAUCGACAUAUUUUCGUGAAUUCAUUUUGUAGAUCACACGCUUUAGGUCAUUUCGUGUGAAUACGAAUUCUGCUACUCAGUAUGGAUCCAAUUUUUCUUGCACUCAGCUUGUACAAAAAAAGAUGCUUUGAAGAAUGUGUUUCUACUUGUACAGAACUGCUAGAUAAAAAUCCAUUUGACCAAGCAGUGUGGGUUCUCAAAAUGAAAGCACUUACUGAACAAUUGUAUGUGGAUGACUUAGAGGCAGAGGAAGAGGGUAUUGCUGAAGCCUUUAUGGAUAAUGAAACAAUAGCAGAAUCAGCAAGACCAGGUACUUCCCUCAAGAACCCUGGUACUUCACAAGGCGGCUCUACGCAGGGGUAUAGACCAUGGACUCAAACAGGUCGGCCUGUCAGCGGUGUUAUUCGUCCAGGUACUCAAACUGCAAGACCUGGUACUAUGGAGCAGGCAUUGCGAACACCUCGCACUUCAAAAACAGCCCGUCCUUCAACUAGCCAGUCAGCUCGUACAAUACGGCUUGGUACAGCUUCAAUGCUUUCUGAACCAGGUGGCCCUUUCAUUCAGCUAUCAAGAAUAAAUCUUGGGAAUUAUGCAGCCAAACCUGCCUUGGCAAAACCCUUAUUUCUUUAUAUACUAUAUCAUGAAAACAACAUACGACAUGCCCUGCAACUUGCUGUCUUGGCUACUCAAGCAUGUGAGUUCAAAGAUUGGUGGUGGAAAGUUCAACUAGGAAAAUGCUACUAUUCUCUUGGUCUGAUGCGAGAGGCAGAACAACAAUUCAGAUCUGCGUUGCGACAGCAUCAGUGUAUAGAGACAUUUUUAAGACUUGGACGAGUAUAUAUACGUUUGGAUCAGCCCCUCUCAGCUUUGGAUGUGUGUCGCACUGGUCUGGAAUAUUUCCCAAAGGAGGUAACUCUGCUCACAGAAAUAGCACGGAUUUUUGAAGGCCUCAAUAAUAUGACAAUGUCCGUCAAAUACUAUAGAGAAAUAGUUACAGAAGAUUCAACAAACGUAGAGGCAAUUGCAUGCAUAGGUAUGCAUCAUUUUUAUACUGAUCAGCCUGAAAUGGCCCUGCGUUUCUACAGGCGGCUAUUGCAAAUGGGCCUGUACAAUGCUGAGCUGUUCAAUAAUCUAGGUUUAUGCUGUUUCUAUGCCCAACAAUAUGAUAUGACUUUGAGCUGUUUUCAGCAUGCUCUCAGUCUGGCUAAAGAUGAUGAUGUUGCAGAUAUCUGGUACAAUAUUGGACUCAUUGCAAUUGGAGUGGGUGACACUCGUCUUGCUGGUCAAUGUCUAAGAUUAGCAAUCUCAUCAGACAGUGGCCAUGCCCCAGCCUACAACAACCUUGGAGUGUUGGAGCUUAGAAAAGGGAGGAUGAACGAGGCACGUGCAUUCUUCCAAGCCGCAGCUAGCUUGGCCCCAUAUCUAUUUGAGCCUUAUUUUAACCAUUCAGCACUUUCACAUAAGAUUGGAGAUCUACAAGCAAGCUACAUUGUCAUUCAGAAAGCAUUGGAAGCUUACCCAAACCAUAUACCAUCACAAGAACUGCUUCAUACGCUUGAAAAACACUUUACUAUCAUUUAGAGAAGAAUACAACUUAGAGAAAU
Messenger RNA from Frankliniella occidentalis (western flower thrips), 1964 nucleotides. It is a transcript of the gene BBS8, whose product is annotated as tetratricopeptide repeat protein 8. The record is from RefSeq and is a predicted model, not a curated record. The transcript is spliced from 9 exons. Gene Ontology annotation, molecular function: protein binding. Gene Ontology annotation, biological process: non-motile cilium assembly. The coding region runs from base 442 to 1941 and encodes 499 amino acids. Gene Ontology annotation, cellular component: non-motile cilium; BBSome; ciliary basal body. NCBI's taxonomy places the organism in Eukaryota, Metazoa, Arthropoda, Insecta, Thysanoptera, Thripidae.